Messenger RNA from Pollicipes pollicipes, 1009 nucleotides. RefSeq names its product caffeoyl-CoA O-methyltransferase 1. The coding region runs from base 147 to 824 and encodes 225 amino acids. The transcript has 3 exons. Lineage: Eukaryota; Metazoa; Arthropoda; Thecostraca; Pollicipedomorpha; Pollicipedidae. The record is from RefSeq and is a predicted model, not a curated record. Gene Ontology annotation, molecular function: O-methyltransferase activity; S-adenosylmethionine-dependent methyltransferase activity.
GACUCUACCCCUCCCCCUCCCCGCAGGCCGGGGGUCCAGGCUCCUCCCUCCGAACAGUCGGUGUCCGGUGGCUGCGUGCGGGUGUGUUGCAUUGAUCGCGUGCCGGAGUCUGCGCCAGCCGUCUGGAGCCUGCGCCAGCUGUCGUCAUGUCGGUGAUCAAGGAGCACAGCGAUAACGCUGGCCCGCUGCAGCGGUACCUGGCAGAGCACAUGACGCCGCUGAAUCCACACCUCGUCAAGCUACGUGACGCCAGCCUGCAGGACGCGAACCACUUCAUGCUGAGCGCCUGCGACGAGAUGAACUUCCUGCAGAUGCUGCUGACGACGCUCGGCGCCAAGAAGACACUCGACAUCGGGGUGUACACGGGCUACAGCGCCCUGGCGGCCGCUCUCGUGCUGCCACCUGACGGCAAAGUUACUGCCUGUGACAUCACAGACAAGUGGGUGAACAAGUACGGACGCCCAGUGUGGCAAGAGGCCGGUGUGGAGAGCAAAAUCGACCUGAGGAUCGCCCCAGCCACCGAAACUCUUCAGGCGCUGAUUAACGGAGGCGAGGCUGGCACCUUCGACUACGCCUUCAUCGACGCCGACAAGCCCAACUACCCCAACUACUACGAGUUGGCGCUGCAGCUGCUGCGUGUCAGCGGCAUCCUGGUCGUCGACAAUGCCCUCUGGGGCGGCAGGGUGCUGGGGGAUGAGGACGCCAUGGACAGCGACACGCGCGCCAUCAAUGAGCUGAACAAACGGGCCUCCUCAGACCCGCGAGUCCACGCCAGCCUGUUGAACGUUGGCGAUGGCGUGCUGUUUUGCCGACGCGUCAAAUAAGGCGUCGGCAGUGAUGCCAGUAACGAGCAGCGGCGGAGUUCGGAGCAGGAGGGUCAGCUGUCCGCCCUUAGCUGCGGGAAAUUUGGCAUGGAUCGUACACGAAUGCAUUUAAAGGAAAAAAACGUUACAAGCUGUCUUCCAGAUGACCUGCUAGCUUUUGUAUUUAAGUUUUGUUAAAUACACGA